AUAUACCGAUUUGGAUGAAAGGUAAACAAGGCAUAAUAAUGUUUUUGGGUUUCCUAGAUUGGAAGGUGAUCGGACGGCUGGAAAAUUCCACCGUGGCCUACGUUCUGUGUUUUUGGUGUGAGUACUAGUAUGCUGAGAACGGUAAAACCACGCAAUGCGAGGUCGAAGCGGGCUUUGGACGCGAGGGAGGCAAAGGAGGUCGAGGAUGUGAGGACUGCGAUAUUUGUCAAGGGAACUCAUACGGGAGAGAUUGUGAACGGUGUCAUGCAAGAGCUGAUGGCACUGAAACGACCUAACGCAAUCUCGUUCUCAAAGAAAAACACGAUCCGGCCUUUUGAGGACGCUUCGUCCCUUGAAUUUUGGGCGAGCAAAAAUGAUGCAUCCAUGUUCCUCAUGGGCCAAUCUACGAAGAAGAGACCUGCAGGUCUUGUCAUUGCACGUACAUUCGAUUCGAAAGUACUGGACAUGUGCGAACUCGGAGUAGACAAGUUCGUUAGCAUGGCAGAAUUUAAAACACCAAAAUCAACACCAGGACAUAAACCCAUGAUGCACUUCGCAUCAGAGCUAUUUGAUACCCAUCCACGAUUCAUUCAACUCAAAUCUCUGCUCAUGGAUUUCUUCAACGGUGAAGUCAUCGAAUCGAUAUGUCUACCAGGAUUGGAGCACGUCAUCAGCGUCAGCCUCGCGCCUGCUCCCUCACUCCAAGCUCCAAAUCCCAUUCUAGGCUCAUCCCAAGAAGACGACGUCCAAAAUCUACCAAAAGUCCAUAUCCGGACGUAUACCAUAAAACUUCUUCCGUCGGGAACGCGUGUACCACGAGUCGAGUUAACGGAGAUGGGCCCCUUCCUUGAUUUAUCAUUAAGACGUCAUCAAGACGCAGACCCGGAGGUGUGGAAAGCCGCUAUGAGACGACCAAAGUUGAAGAAAACAGAUUUGGAGAAGGGUCUUGGAAAGAAGAAGAAAAAUAUGGAAGUGGACGAAAUGGGAGAUUUGAGGGGACGGGUGCAUGUUGCCAAGCAGGAUCUCAGCAAGCUCCAGACCCGGAAGAUGAAAGGCUUAAAAAGUGCACCGUUGGAACAGGAAUCGGAUGGGAGUUCGGAUUCCGAAGAGGACGAGCAGGAGGACGCACCGCGACAGAAAAAGCGAAAACGGGAUUGAGGGUGAUUGUAUUGAUAGUUCAUGUUGCAUGUGCGUGUAUCAUCGCAUGUGGGUUAGUAUGUAUUGCACGGGUUUUCAUGGGUUGGCCAAGGGCUGCCUCGUGCUACGUGUCUCCCACCUAACGCCUUUGGGGCCGGCUUACAUAAGGGGGGAAACAACAA
Messenger RNA from Suillus paluster, 1319 nucleotides. RefSeq names its product Brix domain-containing protein. Gene Ontology annotation, molecular function: rRNA binding. Gene Ontology annotation, cellular component: nucleolus. Gene Ontology annotation, biological process: maturation of LSU-rRNA from tricistronic rRNA transcript (SSU-rRNA, 5.8S rRNA, LSU-rRNA); ribosomal large subunit assembly. Lineage: Eukaryota; Fungi; Basidiomycota; Agaricomycetes; Boletales; Suillaceae. Bases 130 to 1158 code for a protein of 342 amino acids. The record is from RefSeq and is a predicted model, not a curated record. The transcript has 4 exons.